AUGGCGAAAGAGUAUUGCCUGAGUGGCCGUCAGAGAAUGCUCUCCUUGAAGAAAUCAGACCUGCGAAAAUAUGACCAAGUUCGUCUCUACUUGGAAGUUGCAUUCGUCAAAGCAAAUACAAAGCUUAAAAAUCCUGAUCUUGCCAAAUUGGUCAUUGGGAGGGUAGCCGUGGAAACUAGACAAGAAACCGUGGAGCCUCCAACUGAAAGACUCAAGGCCGUAAAUUCAGUGUUCUACAUAAAAUACAAGUACCACCCCAACAAAGUAAGGGGCUUCAUAGCCUCAAGCCUCCCCGUGAUCGCAUUGCUAUAA
Arabis nemorensis is the source of this 312-nucleotide messenger RNA. The record is from the annotation of a GenBank genome assembly. Lineage: Eukaryota; Viridiplantae; Streptophyta; Magnoliopsida; Brassicales; Brassicaceae.